Lycium ferocissimum is the source of this 882-nucleotide messenger RNA. Its product is annotated as external alternative NAD(P)H-ubiquinone oxidoreductase B1, mitochondrial-like. The record is from RefSeq and is a predicted model, not a curated record. Gene Ontology annotation, molecular function: NADH dehydrogenase activity. The transcript is spliced from 4 exons. The coding region runs from base 263 to 619 and encodes 118 amino acids. Lineage: Eukaryota; Viridiplantae; Streptophyta; Magnoliopsida; Solanales; Solanaceae.
UUUCAUUUUGUGAAACUACGUGUUCUAGGAAGAUAUUUCAGCCAUUUUCAAAGCUGCGGAUAAGGAUGAUUCUGGAACUUUAACCAUCGAGGAAUUUCGAGAUGUUCUUCAUGACAUAAUUAUCCGUUAUCCUCAAGUGGACUUGUAUUUGAAGAGCAAACAUUUGUUAGAGGCGACAGACUUAUUCAGGGAUUCAGAUGGAAAUGAAAGAGAGGUAGAUAUUGAAGGUUUUAAGUUGGCCCUUUCUCAGGUAGAUUCACAGAUGAAAAGUCUACCCGCCACUGCUCAGGUUGCUGCUCAACAAGGUACAUAUCUUGCUAGAUGUUUUAACCGCUGGGAUCAAUCCCAUGGUAAUCCUGCAGGUCCUCGUCGUUUUAGAGGUUCUGGGCGUCAUGCAUUUCUACCGUUCAGGUAUCGCCAUUUAGGGCAAUUUGCUCCUUUGGGUGGUGAGCAAGUAGCAGCAGAACUUCCUGGAGACUGGGUUUCUAUGGGUCAUAGCACACAGUGGCUAUGGUACUCUGUGUAUGCUAGCAAGCAAGUUAGCUGGCGCACAAGGUAUUUAGUGGUCGGUGAUUGGGUAAGAAGAUACAUUUUUGGGAGAGAUUCAAGCCGGAUUUGAUGAGUUCGACUCCAUUUAGAAGGCACUGUGCGUGCUCUGCACUGUUUUGUUGAUAUGCUUGGUGGAUUUUUCAUGUUUAUGCUUGUUUCCAGUUACAGUUGAAGCCGGACAUCGGUUUAUGUUGUUCUAGAAUGUACAUAUCACACACCACUGUAUCUCUUUCCAUCACUUCCUGGAGAAAUGUACCACGAAUCUUUCAAAUUUGAUUGUAUAAACUUAUUUUUCUGAUUAGCAAUUGCAAAUUUGAUUGUGUAAAGUAUAAA